AUGUCAAGAACAUUGACUGCCUUGAGGUCUCCAGCACCAUUCUCCACUGCUAAGAGCAUGAUCUGGCUGUUCCAGUCUCUCACGCUUGCCUGCUGCCUUGGCCCAGGGAACACAGUUUCACAAACCAGCUCAACCCCAUUGAUUGUGAACGGGGUCAUGGGGGAGUCUGUAACACUUACCCUGAAGUUUCCUGUGGAAGAGAAGAUCAUGUCCAUCACCUGGCUUCAUGACGGAAAAUCUAUCAUCUUCAUAGAGCCAAAUGAACCACUAAACAGGGUGACUGACCCAAAGCGGAAAAAUCAGUUGAAGGUCAUCGAGUCCUACUCCUUGCAGAUCAGCAACCUGACGAUGGCAGACACAGGAUCUUACAGAGCCCAGAUAACCACACCGACCUCUUCACUGUUUACCAGUUAUGAUCUGAGGAUCUUCAGAAGACUGAGGAACUUACAAGUUGUCUCUCACACCAAAUGGUCUAAAAACAGGACCUGUGAGAUCCACCUGACCUGCUCUGUGGACAAUCCAAAGGAUAGCGUCUUAUUCAGGUGGCAGGUCUCAGGAAACACACUUCAAAGUGAUGCAAACCUCACUGUCUCCUGGGACCCCAAGAGUUUCGAUGAAGAGACCUACACCUGCGUAGCUGAGAAUGCUGUCAGCAAUUCAUCCUUCUCUGUCUCUGUCCAGAGUCUCUGCCAAAGUGUUACUAAUGAAAAAAAUGAACACCUGGAUACCACGUGGAUUGUAGUGGCAGUUUCUUCAAUAUGUAUAGUCGUAGUCAUCAUCGUGUUAUUUGUUUGGAGGAAAAAAAUAGGUUUCUUUCAAUUCUCUACUCAGCAAACCCAGUGUCCUGCAGAGACUGUGAGGAACUUAGAGUAUGCUUCCUUCUCUCCAGGGAACACUGUGUAUGUUCAUGUCACCCAUUCAAACAAGGAAAUGGAAAUCCCAAAACCUGUGAAAAACAAUGACCCCGCCACAAUUUACUCUGAAGUUCAACAGUCCCAAGAGAAAGCCAAUCUAUUCCAGGACAACUGCCCUUCACCAUGUCAUGUAAGUUGCUGA
Kogia breviceps (pygmy sperm whale) is the source of this 1056-nucleotide messenger RNA. It is a transcript of the gene SLAMF6, whose product is annotated as SLAM family member 6. Gene Ontology annotation, cellular component: external side of plasma membrane. Gene Ontology annotation, biological process: T cell activation; positive regulation of type II interferon production; T-helper 17 cell lineage commitment. The record is from RefSeq and is a predicted model, not a curated record. NCBI's taxonomy places the organism in Eukaryota, Metazoa, Chordata, Mammalia, Artiodactyla, Physeteridae.